AUGAAUUAAAAGCCUUAAAGUAGAAGUGCUUCUGCAAUCAUCACAGCAUUUACUUAAUAAUAGUAUAUAGAUUAUCUAAGGAUUUAGUUAAGAGAUUCAAUUACUAGAUGCAUAAAGAGAGUUUGAUGAGAUUACAAAAGAGAUGAUGCAAAGGAGGAAGAGGUUAUUGAAAUAGAAUGAAAAAGGAGUAUAGAAUGAGAAGGUGGACACAUCUAAGGCAGAGAAAUUCAAAAACAUGGUACAACAUUUUUAUUAUUUUUAGGAUGAACAUUCCAUACCGUUAACAGAAUUAGAAUAAAGACUAUAAACUUCCUUGAUAAAUGGGUUAUCUUCACAUUAGAUAGAUGAAAAAUUGAAGUAAUAUGGGAGAAACACACUCACUUAGAAAGAAAAGUCUCCAUGGUAUAUAUAAUUGUUACAUGAAUUAACAAAUGUAUUUGCUUUAUUACUUUGGGGAGCAGCAGGAUUAUGUUUUUUAGCAUAUGGAUUAACUCCAGAAGAUCCAUCUAACGUAAAAAAAAAACAUUAUUAUUUAGUUAUAUCUUGGAAUAGUUCUAAUUGCUUGCAUUUUAAUAACAGCUCUAAUGACUUAUUUUUAGAAUAGGAAAUCAGAGGCAAUAAUGGAAGGAUUCGUAAAUUUUAUACCUCCUGAAACUAUUGUGAUACGUGAUGGCAAAUAGUAGAAACUUCCAGCAAUUGAUUUAGUUCCAGGAGAUAUAGUAAUUAUAGAAUUUGGAAAAAAAAUACCUGCUGAUAUAAGAAUUAUUGAGAGCAACCAAAUGAAAGUAGAUAAUUCAAGUUUAACUGGUGAAUCUGUGUUAUUGAUAAGAUCUCCAGAAUGUACUCAUUAAGAAAAUCCAUUGGAAACUAAAAAUCUUGUCUUUUUUGGUACUCUAUGCAAAGAAGUAUUUAAAUACAUUAUUUAAAGGGUACAGGUAAAGGUUUAGUCAUCUUUACAGGAGACAAAACAGUGAUUGGAUAAAUAGCAGGAUUGGUUUAGAGUUCUAUUGUAGAUGAAACACCAUUAAAAAAAGAGCUUGAUGCAUUUACAGUAUAUAUAGCUAUUAUAGCUUUGUCUAUAGGAAUUUUAUUUUUUGUAUUAGGUUUUGCAGUAGGAUAUCGUAAUUAUUAUUAUAUAAUGCUUAGCUGCUAUUUAAAAUUUAAUAUUUGCAGUUGGUAUAAUAUCUGCAAAUGUUCCUGAAGGUUUAUUAGCUACAGUAGUUGUUGCUUUAUCAAUAACAGCAAAGAAAUUGGCAGGUUUGAAAGUAUUAGUAAAGAACCUUGAAGGAGUAGAAACAUUAGGAUCUACUUCUUGUAUUUGUUCAGAUAAAACAGGAACUUUAACUUAGAAUAAAAUGACUGUUGAAAACAUUUGGUAUAAUGGUAAGAAGAUGAGAGGACAUAAUAAAUAAAAGAUGGGUCCAAAAUUCAAUUAUUAAUAUAAUGAUUAAGACCCAACAUUUAGGUUAUUACAUGAAACAGCAAUACUUUGUUCAGAAGCUGUCUUUGAUGAUACUUUACCUUAGAAUAUAAUGAUGAAGAUUAAUAAUUCAAUUGGUUUUUCAUAAGCAUAAAAAGAGUAAAAAUUAGAGGAAGCUAGAAUAUAAUGGUAGAAGGACAUAUAAAAAUUAAGUUGUUAAGAAAAACCUACUAUUGGAGAUGCAUCAGAAACUGCUCUUAUAAAGUUCUUUUAACCAAUUGAAGAUAUAUUAGAAACUAGAUCCAAGAAGAAAAUUGCAAAAGAUAAAAAUUAAUAAAUUGCAAGAAAACCUUUUAAUUCAACAAAUAAAUUUGCAUGUAUUAUCAUAGAAGACGAACAAAUAGAUUCUCAUUUUUGUUUAUUGACUAAGGGAGCUCCUGAAAAGAUUUGGUCAUUAUGUGAUAGUAUAUAUUGUAAUGAGAAAGUUGAAAUUAUAGAUGAGAGAUGGUCUAAUGAAUUUGAUUUAAUUAAUAGUAAAUUAGGAAGAUAAGGUGAAAGAGUAUUAGGAUUUUCAAGAAUUCCAUUACCUAAAUCUCAAUUUCCAAAAAAUUAUAAAUUUGAUUUAGACAAUUUUAACUUUCCAUUCAAAUAAUAAACAUUUGUUGGUCUCAUUUCUUUGAUUGAUCCACCAAAAGAUUCAGUCCCAAAUGCAGUGUAAAAAUGUAAAUCUGCUGGUAUUCAAGUAAUUAUGGUUACAGGAGAUUAACCAGUUACUGCAGCAGCUAUUGCAAGAUAAUGUAAUAUAAUAACAGAAAAAACAGUAAAUGAAAUAAUGGAAGAGAAAAAUAUUUCAUUUGAAGAAGCUUUUCAUUAAUCAAAUGCUUUAGUAAUUCAUGGAGAUAGAUUAACAAAAAUGGCUAUUGAUGAUGAAGGAUUACCUGAAGAAGAAAAAGGAAGAUAAUUAUAAGAAUGGCUAAACAAACCAUAACUUGUUUUUGCAAGAACUAGUCCUGCUUAAAAAUUAAUUAUUGUAACUGGAUGUCAAAAAAGAGGACAUAUAGUUGCAGUAACAGGGGAUGGUGUUAAUGAUAGUCCAGCUAUAAAAAAGGCAGAUAUUGGAAUUGCUAUGGGAAUUACAGGAUCAGAUGUAGCUAAAGAUGCUGCUGAUAUGAUUUUAUUAAAUGAUGAUUUUUCUAGCAUUGUUGUUGGAAUACAAGAAGGUAGAAGAAUAUUUGAUAAUUUUAAAAAAGUAAUAGUUUAUUCAUUAACCUCUAAUAUUGCAGAAUUAAUUCCAUUUUUAGGAUUUAUUGUAUUUAGAUUACCAUUGCCACUUACUACUGUUUUAGUUUUGUGUAUUUAAGUAGGAACUGAUAUAUUUCCAUCAAUGGUUUUUGUAUUUGAGGAAGCUGAUUUAGAUGUGAUGACAAGGCGACCUAGAAAUAAAAAUGAACAUUUGGUUGGAGGUUAAUUGAUUACUUUUGCCUAUGCUUAAAAUGGAGUCUUAGAGACAUUUUGUGGAUUCUUUUAAUGGUAUGUUUCCUUUAAUGAUUUUGGUUUUACUCCAUCAUCUCUUUAUUUCUUAUUGAAUAAAUAAGGAGUUCUUCCAAAAUAUAAUGAUCUUUAUAAUCCUAAAGAUCCAUGGUUCGGUAACUCUAAUCUUAGAGAAUCUUACCCUAAUGGAGUUUGUGAAGGAACUGAUCUAAUAGGAUAAGAAGAUAUAGAUUGGAUAUAUCCUAAGCAUGGAGCUCAUGAUUUAAGAAUGGCUUUACUCAAAUGUGAAAAUGGUAAAAUAGUUUCAAAUAUGGAAUGGGGAGAUUGUAAUAUAGAUUUAAUAUCUCCUGUAACAAAAAGACCAUAUUGCUAUCAUACAGAAGCAUCAAGUUAUUCAUAGACUUCCUUCUUUUUUGGAGUUGUAUUAGGAUAAAUUUGUAAUUAUCAAGCAUUAAGAUAACUCAAAGGAUCAGCAAUCUAUAAUGGUAUCUUUUUAUAUUUAUGUUUAGGAUUUGAUAAUGUUUAUAUGUACUUGGCAUAUUUUAUUGAAUUUUUAAUUACUUGGAGUCUAUCAUAUAUUGAAGUAUUCAAUACAGGAUUUGGAACCAGAGACAUAUUGUUUAUACACUAUGGAAUUUGUGGUCUUCCUUUUGGAAUAGUUUUGAUUCUUUGGAAUGAAGGAAGAAAAGUUUGUGUAAAUAAUAUAUAUUAAUCUUAGAUACGUAUUUUUAAAUCAAAAACUUCUUUUCCAAGUUGGUGGGAUAGAUGUGUUGUUUAUUGA
This is a messenger RNA of Paramecium pentaurelia, 3692 nucleotides long. Lineage: Eukaryota; Ciliophora; Oligohymenophorea; Peniculida; Parameciidae. The record is from the annotation of a GenBank genome assembly.